Musca domestica (house fly) is the source of this 804-nucleotide messenger RNA. RefSeq lists its product as uncharacterized. Gene Ontology annotation, molecular function: nucleic acid binding. Bases 1 to 804 code for a protein of 267 amino acids. The transcript has a single exon. The record is from RefSeq and is a predicted model, not a curated record. Gene Ontology annotation, biological process: DNA integration. Lineage: Eukaryota; Metazoa; Arthropoda; Insecta; Diptera; Muscidae.
AUGGCUCGGAAGAAGCUAGAAAGACAAUUAAUGUCAGCUCUUCCCCCAGAAAGGGUAACCCUAAGUCGCCCCUUUGCCAACACUGGUGUCGACUUCGCCGGGCCAUUUGAGCUGAAAACCUAUUCUGGUCGCGGGUGCCGCAUUGUUAAAGGAUACAUCUGUCUGUUUGUCUGCUUCGCUACUAAAGCGAUUCAUCUAGAAGCAGUAAGCGAUCUCUCUACUCCGGCAUUUAUGGCAGCAUUAACCCGAUUUAUUUCUCGUCGAGGCUGUCCCAAUAAAAUAUUUUCUGACAAUGGUCGUAAUUUCGUCGGUGCUGCUCGAGAGAUUAAGGCAAACUUUAAAAGAACCGUCUUGGAGUUGAAAGAUAAAGCCAUAUCACAAUACGGCCAACAACAACUUGAAUGGCAUUUUAUACCAGCUGCUGCCCCACAUAUGGGAGGUUUAUGGGAGGCGGGUGUUAAAAGUUGUAAAACUCACCUGAAAAAGAUUGCUGGUCAAAUACAUUAUACCUACGAGGAAUUUAGUACAAUGUUAGCAGCCAUUGAGGCCUGUCUAAAUUCACGCCCAUUGACCCCACAAUCGGAAAAUAUCGACGAUCUAACUGCUCUUACGCCUGGCCAUUUUCUGAUUGGCUCAUCCUUACUGUCCCCUGCCGAACCAGAAGAAAUUCCUACCAAAACAUCUUUGCUAAACCGAUGGCGGAAAUUAAAAGUUAUUCAGCAGGAGUUCUGCCGUCGAUGGAAAUCCGACUACUUGAAAGAACUCCACAAAGGAACAAAUGGAAACAGCCAUCACAAAAUCUAA